Cervus elaphus (red deer) is the source of this 3558-nucleotide messenger RNA. It is a transcript of the gene LIPE, whose product is annotated as lipase E, hormone sensitive type. Bases 223 to 2628 code for a protein of 801 amino acids. Gene Ontology annotation, cellular component: cytosol. The record is from RefSeq and is a predicted model, not a curated record. Gene Ontology annotation, biological process: cholesterol metabolic process; triglyceride catabolic process. The transcript is spliced from 10 exons. Gene Ontology annotation, molecular function: sterol ester esterase activity; triacylglycerol lipase activity. NCBI's taxonomy places the organism in Eukaryota, Metazoa, Chordata, Mammalia, Artiodactyla, Cervidae.
GGGGGGACAAGAACAGCUUGUCCAGGACCUGGGUGACAGGACAGUGGUCUGGAAGGGAAGAUUAACCGGGGACCCUGAAGUGUGGGGAGUCAGGCCAAGUCCAGGGCAAAUUUUUGCGGGGCCAGGGCUAGAGGCCCAGUCUCCAGGGCCCUGGGCCGGAGACCAGCAAAAGUAACAGCUCUGGACCCAGAGAUCUGGAUCUGAUUUCUGCUCUGCUUUUCAAUGCAACUGUCAACGCCUUACUUAACACCUCUGAGCCUGCGUUUCCUCUCCUGUAAAAUGGGAAUGCUCCGAAUAACAGCUGCAACAGGAACCGAGGCAGUCUGGACCUCAGAGGCCUCACGGCUCUUGCAGAGGAUGGACCUGCGCACCAUGACACAGUCGCUGGUGACCCUGGCUGAGGACAACAUGGCCUUCUUCUCCAGCCAGGGCCCCGGGGAGACCGCCCGGCGGCUGACGGGCGUCUUUGCGGGCAUUCGGGAGCAGGCCCUGGGGCUGGAGCCGAUCCUGGGCCGCCUGCUGAGCGUGGCGCACCUCUUUGACCUGGACACAGAGACGCCAGCCAACGGGUACCGAAGCCUGGUGCAUACGGCCCGCUGCUGCCUGGCGCACCUGCUGCACAAAUCGCGCUACGUGGCCUCCAAUCGCCGCAGCAUCUUCUUUCGCACUGGCCACAACCUGGCCGAACUGGAGGCCUACCUGGCCGCCGUCACCCAGCUCCGCGCUCUGGCUUACUAUGCCCAGCGCCUGCUGACCACCAACCAGCCCGGGAGGCUCUUCUUUGAGGGCGACGAGAGGGUCAUUGCCGACUUCCUACGAGAGUACGUCACGCUGCACAAAGGCUGCUUCUACGGCCGCUGCCUGGGUUUCCAGUUCACGCCCGCCAUCCGGCCAUUCCUGCAGACCAUCUCCAUCGGACUGGUGUCCUUCGGGGAGCACUACAAACGCAACGAGACGGGCAUCAGUGUGACCGCCAGCUCCCUCUUCACUGGCGGCCGCUUUGCCAUCGACCCCGAGCUGCGUGGGGCCGAGUUUGAGCGGAUCAUUCAGAACCUGGACGUGCACUUCUGGAAAGCCUUCUGGAAUAUCACCGAGAUCCAGGUGCUAUCGUCUCUAGCAAACAUGGCCUCGACCACCGUGAGGGUAAGCCGCCUCCUCAGCCUGCCACCCAUCGCCUUUGAAAUGCCUCUGACCUCGGACCCGGAGCUCACGGUCACCAUCUCACCCCCGCUGGCCCACACAGGCCCCGGGCCCGUCUUCGUGAGGCUCAUCUCCUAUGACCUGCGGGAAGGACAGGACAGCAAGGAGCUCAGCGGCUUCAUCAGUUCCGAGGGCCCCAGGAGCCUGGAGCUGCGGCUGCGCCCCCAGCAGGCACCCCGCUCCAGGGCCCUGGUGGUGCACAUCCAUGGUGGCGGCUUCGUGGCCCAGACCUCCAAGUCCCACGAGCCUUACCUCAAGAGCUGGGCCCAGGAGCUGGGUGCCCCCAUCCUCUCCAUCGACUACUCCCUGGCCCCCGAGGCCCCUUUCCCCCGGGCGCUCGAAGAGUGCUUCUACGCCUACUGCUGGGCCGUCAAGCACUGUGCCCUCCUGGGCUCAACAGGUGAGCGGAUAUGCCUCGCCGGAGACAGCGCCGGUGGGAACCUCUGCUUCACCGUGUCCCUUCGGGCAGCGGCCUACGGGGUGCGGGUGCCAGAUGGCAUCAUGGCGGCCUACCCGGCCACCAUGCUGCAGUCCACCGCCUCUCCUUCCCGCCUGCUGAGCCUCAUGGACCCCCUGCUGCCUCUCAGCGUGCUCUCCAAGUGCGUCAGCGCCUAUGCCGGUGAGGAGACUGAGGACCACCCCGACUCAAACCAGAAGGCGCUGGGCAUGAUGGGGCUCAUGCAGCGGGACACGGCCCUGCUCUUCCGAGACCUCCGCCUGGGCGCCUCCUCAUGGCUCAACGCCUUCUUGGAGCUGGGCGGGCAAAAGUCCCACCUGAAAUCGGUGUCCAAGACCGAGCCAAUGCGGCGCAGUGUGUCUGAAGCAGCCCUGGCCCAGCCGGAGGGCCCACUGGGAACGGACUCCCUCAAGGGGCUGAAGCUGCAUGACCUGAGCCUCAGGAACAGCUGCGAGACACCAGACACCCCGGAGCUGUCACUGUCAGCGGAGACACUCCGCACCUCCACGCCCUCAACCGUCAACUUCUUACUUGGGUCUGAGGAUAGAUCUGAAGUGUCUGAGGCCCCAGAGGAGCUGAGCAACAAGGACCGAGUUCGAGGUGUGGGCGCAGCCUUCCCCGAGGGCUUCCACCCUCGGCGCUGCAGCCAGGGUGCCAUGUGGAUGCCCCUCUACUCGGCCCCCAUCGUCAAGAAUCCCUUCAUGUCACCUCUGCUGGCACCCGACAGCAUGCUGCAGACCCUGCCACCGGUGCACAUCGUGGCCUGCGCGCUGGACCCCAUGCUGGACGACUCGGUCAUGUUCGCGCGGCGGCUCCGCGGCCUGGGCCAGCCCGUGACGCUGCGCGUGGUGGAGGACCUGCCGCACGGCUUCCUGAGCCUGGCGGCGCUGUGCCAGGAGACGCGGCAGGCCGCCGCGCUGUGCGUGGAGCGCAUCCGCCUCGUCCUCAAUCUGCCCGGCCCGCCGGUCUGAGCCGGGGCACGGAGCCAGGCCCCGCGGGGAGAGGGGGGUCGCGGGGGACGACACUAAAGGCCGUUUGUACCCAUCUGCGCAGGGCUCCGUGGUGAACGCGCCUCGGGAAGAGCAGCAGGGACCCCGGGCCCGGGGCUCCCCGGCCCAUCCAGGCCCUAGGGCUGGGUGGAAGGGGGCGGGCUGUGCCUUAAGUGGGGGGAACGGCAUGGGGGGAGUCGGGCGGGGGGCCCCCUCGCCAAAGCUAAGACCCUGGCCUGGGGGAGGAGGGCGCACACAAACCAGUCUCAGAGACAGCGGGACUUGCACGGGAUCACUGCCUUCUAUUGCUGCUGUGACCGCUGCAGGGAUGGGCCUGGCCCGACCUUGCAGAUCGAUUUGCUUUGUUUGUUUUUUGUAAAUAAAAGUAUUUAAUUAGUUUGGCCUCUGGCAAAUAGCCAGGCUUCCCUGGUGGCUCAGUGGUAAAGAAUCCUCCUGCCAAUGCAAGAGACACAAGGGACUCGGGUUCGACCCCUGGUUUGGGAAGAUCCCCUGGAGAAGGAAACGGCAACCCACUCCAGUAUUCUUGCCUGGAGAAUCCCAUAGACAGAGGAGCCUGGCGGGCUGUAGCCCAUAGCGUCGCAAAGGAGUCAGGACCUAGCAAUUAAACAACAGGCAAAUAGAGUGGGAACGGGGGUUGUCCACCAGGGGGCAGCAUCAGAAGCCCGAGAACUCGGCACUGGUGAGCCGACAGAAGGCUGGGAGCCCAACACCUGGGUCCUGAGAAAGAAGGGGUGUGCAGGCCUGGAUUCUUGAGUGUGGAAGGGCAGGAGCCCCCCUACUAACACAGACCCACCCCCUCCUCAGACCUAAUCCAGGUACAGUGCCAGAAGCAGGCAUCUCAGCUACUCCUCUUUACAAACCUAGCCCCAGGACCAACCAGGAAAAGAAAAC